Ichthyophthirius multifiliis is the source of this 2100-nucleotide messenger RNA. Its product is annotated as lecithin-cholesterol acyltransferase, putative. The transcript has 5 exons. Gene Ontology annotation, biological process: lipid metabolic process. The record is from RefSeq and is a predicted model, not a curated record. NCBI's taxonomy places the organism in Eukaryota, Ciliophora, Oligohymenophorea, Hymenostomatida.
AUGGCUUCACCUUCUCUUACGCUUUUAGGCUAAGUAUUUAUAUCUGCAAUUUUAAUAGCGACUCCUUUAUAUAUUCUAACAUAUGAUAAUACUGACAAAACAUAUUUACAACAAGGUAUUCCAAAUUAAAAGCUAUAAGAAAAUUUUAUAAAGAACGUAUUUUAAGUAAAUGCAAAAAUGGAAGACUUUGCUAAAGAAAACAAAAAUUAUUGUUUAAAUGGUAAAGAUAAAAAACUUCUUACUCCUUCUCAAUAACACGAAGAAUUUGUUAAAGGACCAUGUGCUCCAAUAAUAUUUUUACCUGGAAUAUUGGGAACAUAAUUACACGUAGUAAUAGAUUGUGAAGUAAUGUAAAGUGAAAACCCUGAAGCAUUCUCAAGCUGUGGCUGGAAUACAUGUUCAAAUUGGAACAUAUUAUACAAAAGACCUCCAAAAGAAUUCUAAGUAUGGAUCGGAAGUAUUACUUCUCCUGCCUAGAUAGUUUCAUUAAGUGAAAAAAGUAAAUGCUUUGGAAACCUUAUUAACCUAUCCUAUAAUAAGUAAACUAAUAAAUUUGAAAAUUAAAAAGGAUUUUAUAUUACCUGGGCAGGAAAUACACCUGAAACUAAAUCCUAAAGUAAUUGUGGGGUAUAUGCAAUUACUAAUUUUAUCAAUAUCCCAAUGAUAAAUGUUGCUACCUGUGUUUCGGGAGGAUAUAGUCGUUUAGUUUAUACAUUAGAGGCUAUGGGAUAUUAAAGUGGUCUUACUUUCUAAGCUAUUCCUUUUGAUUUUAGACUUACAGUAUAGCAAAGUGAAACAUAAGUUAUUAUUCCAAAAGCAAUUGAUCAUAUGUAUAAAAUGACUGGUAAAAAAUCAGUUAUACUAGGUUAUUCUUUAAGUACAUUACAUGUGGUUGAAUCUAUGACUAGUAUGCCUUAAUAAGAAAAAGAUGAAAAAGUAAAGACUGUGCUUUUAAUAGCACCUCCUUUAAUGGGUGCUGAUAAAACAUUAAUGAAUCUAUUAGGUGGUGAUCCUUAAUAUUUGGUUUAACUUUUCGGAUAUAAUGUUGGAAUGAAUUUCUUUACUUAAUAUAAUUUUGUUUAAGCCUGUGCAAGUAGUUUAGAUGCUUUACCUAGAAAUGUAUUCGAAAAAUUUAAAAAUGAUGCUUGGAUGAAAGAAUUAAUUGAAAGAAUAAAAUAUGAAAAAAAUAAAUUGAGUAUUGAUUCUUUAGAUAAGAUUCCUUAUGAUUAUAUAUUGCCCAAUAAAGAUGAUGUUUGUAUAGACUCUAAUAUAUUUACUCAUAGAAAAGGAACAGAAAAAUGUAUUACAGGAAUUUAUAAUUAAUUAGAAGAAUAUAUAUUAAAGGUAGACUAAAAAGAAAUAUAUGCAACUUAAAAAGAUAUAGAUGAAAUUAUUAGUAAAUAUUCAAUUUAUGAUAAUGAAGAAUUAAUGAUUAAAUAUAAAUAAUCUUUAGAGUCUAAAGGAAUAAAUAAUUUAAUUAAUCCUUAAGUUCCAAUUGCUAUAAUAUAUGGAUCAUAUUUAGAAGUAGAAAAAUAACUUAUAUAUAAUCAAAAUACAAAAUAAUUUUAUAAUGAUUCUUAAACUUUCUAUUUCCCUGAUAAAAUAAACAAAGUUUAAGGUGAUGGAACUGUUCCUGCUUUUUCAUCUAUUAUUCCUGGUUUAAAAUGGGCAUAUGAAUAUGAAAAUAAAAUUAUUAAAGAUGCUAAACCAAUUAAAUUUAUAGAAUUUUGUUCUAUAAAUAAAUAAUCAAGUACCAUUUAUGACGGAGAAGAUUAAAAUAAAGAAAAAGUAUUUAAUAAAAAUGCUUAUUAAGGACUUACUUGUGAAUGCUUAGAAGGUAGUAGAUAAUAAUAAUGCAACCAUUCUUGUUUGAAUACUGAUAAAUAUAUGGUUAAAUUAAUUGCUGAUGCUAUUAAAACUAAUGAAAAAUCUAAAUUAAAAGAAAUUAAGUUCACUGAUGAAGAAUUAAUAAAUAUUUAAUAAGAAUGUCCUGUUUUGACAAAAUGAAUUAUAAAAUAAAAUAUUAAUAAUUAUAACUAUAUUAUUUAUUAUUUAUUUUUUACAAAUUUUAUUUAUAAAAAUAUUAUUUUUUAAUUAAUU